Mercurialis annua (annual mercury) is the source of this 1254-nucleotide messenger RNA. RefSeq lists its product as uncharacterized. The transcript is spliced from 2 exons. Gene Ontology annotation, biological process: DNA integration. The coding region runs from base 1 to 1254 and encodes 417 amino acids. NCBI's taxonomy places the organism in Eukaryota, Viridiplantae, Streptophyta, Magnoliopsida, Malpighiales, Euphorbiaceae. Gene Ontology annotation, molecular function: nucleic acid binding; RNA-DNA hybrid ribonuclease activity. The record is from RefSeq and is a predicted model, not a curated record.
AUGCAAAACUCAAUCCACCUGAAUUUUCCGGCAACCAACAAUUCAGUAGAAUACGAAGCCCCAAUAGGAGGAUUGAGAAUGGCGACAGUAGUCAAGGCCGAGUUCAUCAAAAUUCAGAGUGACUCUCAACUAGUGGUUAACCAAGUACUCGGAUUAUUUGAGGUCAAAGAUCCAGAAAUGAAAAAAUAUGUAGAUCGAGUUAAAGAGCUGCUCGCAAAAAUUACCGAAGAAGGUGGAAAAUGGGAAUUAGAGCAAAUACCCAGAGAAGAGAACACAGAGGCAGACACAUUGGCAAAGGCCGGAGCAACCAAAGAAACAGUACCAGUCAUACCAUGCUCGAUCCAAAACUUCAGCAGUAUCCAAAAUCCCGAGGCAACAUUCCUCAUCAACCUGUUAGAUCAAUGGAUGGAGCACAUCAUAUCAUACAUGGAGAAUGGAAGCCUACCCGAGGAUAAAAAAGAGGCAAGGAAGGUGAAGCGCCGAGCACCACACUUCUCAUACCGAGAUGGCACCCUAUACAGAAAGUCAUUCUCACAUCCAUGGUCCAGAUGCCUCACGGUUGAAGAAGGAGAAUACGUCUUAGCCGAAAUACACGAAGACAUGUGUGGAAUCCACAUCUCCCAUUUAGCACUCUGUCGAAAAGCGGUAUUACAAGGUUACGACUGGCCGACAAUGGCACAAGAUGCAACAAGCUUGGUACAAAAAUGCGAGAAAUGUCAAUAUCACCAGAAUGUGCAUCAUCAACCCACAACCGAGCAAAGUCCGAUAAUAAGUCCCUCGCCAUUCAGUACAUGGGGUAUUGACAUCGUUGGCCCCUUCCCGACAGCAAGUGGGCAAAGGAGAUUCUUGAUAAUAGCUGUCGAUCAUUUCUCCAAAUGGGUGGAAGCCGAAGCUGUCUCCACCAUAACAGAAGCACAAGUGCGAAGUUUUGUCCGAAGAGAAAUCAUUUGUCGUUUCAGAAUUCCAAGAAUCAUCAUAACCGACAACGGUAAACAAUUCGACAAAAAAAAUUUCAGAGACUUCUACACUGAGAAGGGAAUCGAUCUAAGAACCACGCCGAAAGCCGGCAUAGGAAGAACCCCAUACAGCCUAACCUAUGGGGGUGGAGCAAUGGUACCCGUAGAAAUAGGCAUGCCUACCAUCAGAGUACAAUACUUCGAUGAGCAACAAAACGAAGAAAACACCAGACUUUGCCUUGAUUUGCUAGAAGAACGAAGAGAACAGGCAUUGAUGCAGAUCGAAGCAUACAAGUAG